CUCCGUCUCGCCGGAGUUCAGUGUUCUGCAUAUUCUCUCUCUAAAGUCUAAACUUCGUCGUUCAACUCUCUCUCUCUGUUACAUUUGUGAGGAGCAAAAGCAGGAAGGAGCUGAAGAAAAUUGCUGUACGCAUCGCACGACGUGAUUUCAAUUGGUUUGGAAUCGACAUUCUAUGGAAUAUGGCGUUAUAGAUAACAGCGGCGUGAUCGAGAAAUUGGAUUUCACAUGUUUGCGGGCUAGGGUUCUGACGCAUAUUUUGCUAAUCGAAAUAAGGGCAGUUACUGAUGAUGAUAAUGCCCAACCAGUAUACACUAGAGUCCCAUUAGGAAGUCGUGUGGCGGGAAACGGAAGAUCAUUUAUAGCCGCAGCCUCAUAUCAAAUGAUGCAAAUCGAUAUGGAAUCCGAAAUCCACAAUCUGGAGCAGAUAGCAUACGGCGCAGUUCUCCGGGCUUUCAAGGCGCAAUCGAAUGCGCUCACAUGGGAGAAAGAAGGUCUGAUAACAGAACUGAGGAAGGAACUAAGAGUCUCAGACGAUGAGCAUCGUGAACUACUUACCGAGGUCAAUGCUGAUGACCUCAUUCGCAGGAUAAGGGAGUGGAGAGAGGCAGGAGGGAGCCACAAUGUGGGCCCCAACGGUGCUAACAAUCAGUUACAGAGCCCAACAGUUUCUGCAUCUCGCAAAAGACCGAAGGCAUCCCUAUCAGGAAAUCCAUUUGGCGCACAGUCUCAGACGGGUCAGCCCGCAAUUGCCCCAGCAAAACCUGUGCAACAUCAGUUCAUAGAUCAUAUUUCUUCUGGGGUUCCUGUGGAUGACCUUUCUGAAAGUGUGCGUGACUCAUUAGUUGGCCGGAGGGUGAUGAUAAGAUGGCCUGCAGACAAUAACUUCUAUGAGGCUCUAAUAACUGAAUACAAUCCAGUGGAUGGCUGCCAUUCUUUGGUUUAUGAUAGCAAUACUCCUAAUGCAACAUUGGAAUGGGUUAAUAUCAAAGAGGUUCCACCGGAGGAUAUCCGGUGGGUGGGUGAUGAUCCUGUAACAUUCCAGUUGGGUGAGAUGGGUGGACCUAACUCUGGAAGAAGGAGAUUGUCCUCAAUGAACCCAUUUGCCAAAGAAAUCAGGCUUCCAGUGAAUGAAGUUAUAAGGGACGAUUAUGAGGAAAUUGAAAUAUUGCAUACUGACACCUUGAUUAAGAAGGUAGAGAAGGUGCUUGAUGCAACCCAUCCUGAUCUAGCAGAGAUUCACAAGGCUAAGAAGAUGCUAAAGGAACACGAACAAACACUGAUUCAAGUGAUCGAGAAGCUUGCGGCUGUAUGUGACAGUGAUGAUGAUCGUCCAUCGGAGCAAGGACUCUCUGGUGGCCAGAUCACCUUAUCUUCAUUAUCGUGAUCCAGGCCAUGAGCCUGGCAUUGAUUUGACUAAAAGUCGAAAUCUGCAGAUUUUUCACCAAAUGUGUUAUUGUUGUCAAUAGAGAUUUUUCGAAGAUGAUACUGUGAGUAGCGAUGUCUGAUGCUUCAUUGAGAUUUUUAGGGCAUUAAGGGCGUGCUUGGAUACAAAUA
Molecule: messenger RNA, 1554 nt
Organism: Striga asiatica
Lineage: Eukaryota; Viridiplantae; Streptophyta; Magnoliopsida; Lamiales; Orobanchaceae
Source: the annotation of a GenBank genome assembly